ACAACAUUUUGGCAUUAUUUUCAAACUUCAUGUCUUGAAACAUUUUUGACACGGCCAAGCCAGGGACGAUGGAUAUGGAUACUCCAGAAGUUUGCGACGGCGAGGGCGACAACGAGAUGCCGCUGCCGGGAUUCCGCUUCCACCCGACGGACGAAGAAUUGGUGAGCUUCUACCUUCGUCGAAAAGUUGAGARGAGACCCAUCAGUCUCGAACUCAUCAAGCAGAUUGAUAUCUACAAACACAACCCAUGGGAUCUCCCCUAUGGCAGUUGCAGCAACGGUGGUGGGGCUGGAGAGAAGGAAUGGUAUUUUUUUUGCAGGAGAGGGAGGAAGUACAAGAACAGCAUAAGGCCAAAUAGGGUUACAGGGUCUGGAUUUUGGAAGGCGACGGGCAUUGACAAGCCAGUUUAUUCAAACGGAGGAGAAGGAAAUGAAUGCAUUGGCCUCAAGAAAACAUUGGUUUACUAUCGUGGGAGUGCUGGAAAAGGCACCAAAACUGAUUGGAUGAUGCACGAAUUUCGCCUCCCACCUCCCAAUCCCAAUCCCACAAACCAAAAACUGCAGCCCAACUCCAAAAACUUUGCUGAACAAGCGGAAAUUUGGACGUUGUGCCGGAUCUUCAAGAGGAAUGUGAGUUGCAGAAGAUAUGGAUCGAGUUGGAACAAACAGACGACCACGAGUACAACGACAACGACGAAAACUAACCCUAUGAUGAGUAGUGCAAAUAAUAACAUAUGCAAUAAUUUGGUGGGGGCUGAUCAUGAUCAUGAUCAUCAAAAGAGUGGAGAAAUUAGUUAUAUAAAUUUCAGCUGUGAGUCCAUGAUCAUCCACAACCAGCAGGUGGAGAAGAAGCCGCCAAUUCUUCAAAAUUACCCAAACGAAUGGAACAGUAACUAUAACAACAACUAUUAUCAUCAAGCAAAUAUUAGCAGCUGCUGCUCCGUGGCUCCAUCUCCAGUUUCUUCAAGUGGGAUUAUUUCACCUCCAGUUACCAAUCAGCUUGAUGUCAAUGAUUUCUUCACAAAUAGCAAUUGGGAUGAGCUGAGAUCAAUGGUGGGGAUGUUGUAGACAAGCUCAUGAUCAGCAGAUCAUCGAUCAGGACCAUUCCCCACAUUUGUGUAAAUAUAUAACACACAAACUCUGAAGAAGAAGAAGAAUUUGGCUUUGGAAAAAUUGAUGUUUUUGAUCAUCUCAAUCUUCCUUCCACUGUAUCUCUCCGGGUUAUGUGGUUCCACACAUUUCAGGGUUUUUAAUAUCUCUCCUUUGAUCUCCAUUAUAUAUAUAUAUAUAUAGGCGGAUUGAUUGUUGUGCAUAUAAUAUAUUUAGUGUUGAGAUCACUUCCUUGCUACAGAUAUGAUCUUACAGUUUACAUGUUAUAGGAUUGAUCUCAUAAUUGGCUGAUAUAUAUGUUAGAAUUCUAGCCAGGUGAGAAUCAGAAUCAGUCCAUGAUUUUAUUUCCCACUUCA
Momordica charantia (bitter melon) is the source of this 1465-nucleotide messenger RNA. RefSeq names its product putative NAC domain-containing protein 94. The record is from RefSeq and is a predicted model, not a curated record. Gene Ontology annotation, molecular function: DNA binding. Gene Ontology annotation, biological process: regulation of DNA-templated transcription. Lineage: Eukaryota; Viridiplantae; Streptophyta; Magnoliopsida; Cucurbitales; Cucurbitaceae.